This is a messenger RNA of Linepithema humile (Argentine ant), 2223 nucleotides long. Lineage: Eukaryota; Metazoa; Arthropoda; Insecta; Hymenoptera; Formicidae. The record is from RefSeq and is a predicted model, not a curated record.
UUUGUCGUGCGUACGUCAAUCCGUAGAAUUACACUAAAAAUCUCAUUUUCUCAAAAUAGAAAGCUAAAUGAAACAGUAGAAUAUUUUCCUUUCCGCCGACUGAGGCAAUUGGAGACCAAAAAGGACUGUGAAUGAAGAGCAAUUUGCUGGCAAAAUAAACAGUGCGUGGGUUUCAAUUAAAGAUAUAUCUUCUGUUUAAAAAAAACACAAGGAACAGCGCAAAUGCGGGCAGACGUUAAUUGAUCAUCGAACGCAGAUAAAGGCUCUCGCUUUCCCGCGGCAGGAUUAGUUCUUCUCCGGAGCAGGAUGUGACACUAUUUGUAAAAUAUGGCAGUUGAUCUGAGAAAGUUUUUGCGAAAUAUGUUUUUUCUUUGCCUUGUUGCAUGCAUUCUUCAUAUCAAUGCUGCUUCAAAAACAAGAAAAAGUGAUAAUAAAGCGUUGGAGCACUUUCUUAUCCGGAUGGACAACGUGUUUGAGUUUUUGAAUCGAGUAAUAGCCAAUUUUGAAUGGCAAACUUUCAAAAACUCUACAAUUGUACCACCAGAAGUGUAUACACAUUUCGUUCAACUGAAGAUGAAAUGGAGAAAUCGAUGGUGUGCAGAAUUGACGAAUGUUUGGAACAAUGGAAUAUCCAUAAACAAAAAGGUGUUACAUUUUCUGUGCAAAGGACCGAAAUAUACCCUUGAAAUAGCAAGAAAAAUCGUUGUUGUCAGUGAGCUCUUGUCAUCUGCGUAUGAUUCCAUACAGAUUUGCAAAAUUGAGAACUACCAACGGAAAUGUUAUAACGGUGAAUCGGACGUAGCAAAGUUAAUGGCAACUUCCAGAAACGAGAAGGAAUUACGUUGGGCUUGGACUGCUUGGAGGGAUCGUAUGAGCCACACAAAGGAACUUUUUAGACAGUUAGCCGAUCUUCAAAACAUAGCUGCACAAAAUAAUGGCUACGCUGAUAUCGGAGAAUAUUGGAGAGAGGAGUUUGAGAUACUAGACUUAGAAAGCGUCUUUGAUGAAAUGUAUCGACAAGUCGAGCCACUGUAUCGCCUUCUUCACGCUGUCGUAAGAUUCCGGCUCGCGAGAUUAUAUCCUGAUGUUGUUGACGUGUUCCAGCCGAUUCCAGCUCAUUUAUUAGGUAACUUGUGGUCGCAAAGCUGGGAAGCGCUGAUCGACGUAAUAUUUCCAGAUUAUAUUGUGAUCGAGUCCAAUCUAAUAGACUUAAUAAAACAGGAAAAUUAUAGCGUAACAAAAAUGAUGAAAACGGCGGAAGAUUUUUAUGUGUCUCUCGGAUUUCCGCCCUUAACACCAGAAUUCUGGAAAAACUCCAUCUUCGAGCAAGAAACUGGCAGGAGAUCUAGCUGCCACGCAACUGCUGUUAAUAUGUACAAGAAGAAUGACUUCAGAAUGUUUGCCUGUCUCGAGACGAAGCCGCAAGAUUUCGAUGUUAUUUAUCACGAAAUGGGUCACGUGCAAUAUUACAUGGCGUAUCAGAAUCAACCAUCGUUUUUCAAGAAUGGAAUCAAUAGCGCUUUCCACGAGUCGAUAGGCGAUGCCGUUUCGUACGGUGCAGCUUCCCUUCGACACAUGCAGCGUCUGGGAUUCAUGCAAAACACGUUUGCGUCAUUCGCCAAUUCAUCCGCGGCCAAUUUGCGGGAUUUACUGGAAACAGCUAUCCUCUUAAGACAGGCUCUUUUCAAAAUUCCGCAGUUAUCUAAUGGGUUGAUAAUAGAAAAAUGGAGAUGGUCGGUCUUCUCUGGUAGAAUAAAGCCAUCAAAGUACAACGCAGCCUGGUGGAACUUGCAUCGUCGAUACAUGGGCGUCGCGCCGCCGUCGCCGAGAUCCGAGAAGUUCUUCGAUCCCGCAGCCAAAUUUCACAUCGCUCACGAUAUACCUUACGCUAGAUAUUUCCUGGGAAACUUUCUACAAAUCCAAUUAUUCCAAGGCAUGUGCGAGGCGUCUUUGGGUCUCAGAUUCAAUUCCACUGCCAACUUACUUCUUCAUAAAUGCGAUAUUUACGGCUCAAGGAAUGCGGGAAAGAUCUUGAGGUCAACGAUGAAACUUGGCAGUAGCAUAGACUGGAGAGAUGCGCUGCGUGUAAUAACUGGUUACGCUGAGUACCGCGUGAAGCCGUUCCUAGCCUACUACGAGCCGAUACGCAAGUGGCUGCAACGCGAGAUUGAUCGCCAUAAUAUUCCAGUUGGCUGGAACUGAGAUAAAUUAAACGUAAAUAAA